This is a messenger RNA of Talaromyces amestolkiae, 912 nucleotides long. RefSeq lists its product as uncharacterized. The transcript has 2 exons. The record is from RefSeq and is a predicted model, not a curated record. Gene Ontology annotation, molecular function: oxidoreductase activity. NCBI's taxonomy places the organism in Eukaryota, Fungi, Ascomycota, Eurotiomycetes, Eurotiales, Trichocomaceae. The coding region runs from base 1 to 912 and encodes 303 amino acids.
AUGUCACCUAUUCGAAAAGUCGCACUCAUUGGCAAAGGCAUAUUGGGCACUGCUGUCCUCGAGCAACUGUCGAAAAAUGGCUUUGAAGUCACGGUUCUGAGCCGCAACCCUUCUUCUGUCGGUACACUCCCUGCCGGGGUGUCGGUCUCCGCGGUAGAUUACACUUCCAUUGAGAGCUUAGCCAGCGCUUUACAAAACCAAGAUGCUGCGGUUGCCACCAUUGGAAGUGCUGGGAUUCUCGGGCAGAAGGUUAUUAUCGACGCUUGCAUCAAAGCUGGAGUCAAGCGCUACAUCCCGUCCGAUUGGGGCUCGAUCACAACCGAUCCUGCAGCUCGUCACCUUCCAACAAACUUUGCUUUAGUCCAAAUCCAAGAUUAUGUAAAGGAGAAGGCCGAGAAGGGCGAAAUCGAGUACACGAUUUUGUCAGUUGGUGGCUUCUUCGAUCUUCUCUUGGAUGUGCCGUUCCUGCUGGACCUCCCUAAUUCAUCUGUCGAAUACUUUGACAAGGGAGAACAUCCAUUUAGCGUAACUACCCUCGACGGCGUGGGAAAGGCCGUUGUGGGUGCACUAAAAGCAUCGACGGAAACUAAGAAUCAAAACAUUUUCGUUCAUCAAGCUAUUAUAACACAGGCACAAAUAGUUUCCAUCGUGAAAAAGCACUGUUCACCUGGACGUCAGUGGCAAGAGACGCACUUGGACGCCGAAACCAAGUUUCAGGAAUCUCUGGAUUUAGCUACGAAAAACCCUGGUGAUUUCCUGUCUAUUAUGGCAUUGCUCAAGGCCACGCUCCUCAGUGGCAAAUUCAACUCUGCAUAUUCUACAGUGGAUAAUAACUUAGUUGAUCUUCCAAUGUUGGGAGACGAAGAAUUGGAGAGUAUCCUGGCCGGCAAGCUUCGCGAGAAGGGGCAAUAA